UUCACUUUAUCUCAGCCAUGGCGCCCCUAAUCAGCGCAAGCCCCCCUUCCCCCACCAUGCCGCGGCCGUAGAACUUAGAACUCCUUCCCACCAAGACUCCUCUCCCGAUCUUUUUCUUUCUCCUCUCCUAUCUUCUUUUUGAUCUCGAAAGGAGGUCCGAGCUCCUUGGAUCUCCGGCGAGUUCUUGCCAACUUCUUGCUCUACUCCCUUCGCGGAAGCGUGUACUUAGACCGAGCAAGAAGGUAUUCAGAUCUUGUUUUCCCUCUCUUGAUUUGUUUCAGGAACUGGAGAUUGUUUCGUUCUUGAACCCAUUUCUUGUGGAUUCUUGUUUCUUUUUUUUUUGGAAACCCUUGUUUUAUUUCGUUCUCUUGUCUCUGUGAUUUUGGGUUGCUGAUCAAUUUGCGCUUUCUUUUUUGUUUUUCUUUUUGAUCUACGGAUUCAUAUGCUUCGGAGGCUUACUAGCGGUUUAAUUUUACAUCGGUGCCCUGUUUUUUUGAUCAGUAGGAAAGAGUAGUUUCCUGUGUGCGUCUGAGGCGGUUCUUUCUUUGAACACCUUGCCUCUGUUGGUGGAAUCUUUAGAUUUGGAAGGUGAGUCGAAGCUUUAGCUGUUUAAUGGAUGCUGUGUCUGUUAAAUCUAGGAGAUAGUGAUUUCUAGGGCUUGGGUUCGUCAGAGUAGGUUUUUUCUCCGAUCUCGUCUUUAUUUUAUUAGACUCGAUUCCCCCCUUGUGUGAUCUGGUUCAUAGGUGCGAGUAGUUAGACAAGAGGUGUGGUGUUCUUGAAGGCAACGGAAUGUGUGCCUUCUCUUCUUGUAUAAGGAAGCGUUUUCUGCUGCUCUGUUCUAGCACCAUUGUCGGUCAUUUUGAGUCUGGUUGAUGGGAAGGGUUGAUCAAGAAAGCCCCGAUGGGGCUGGGAACAAAGGGAUGGCGGAGCUAAACUAUCACGUCCUGGAUGAACACAAGGAAGUUGGCCAUGGCAUCGUGAGGGAGGGUCAGGGGCUCUCAGGAGAAGAUGAGUCGAGGAUCAACGAGGCAGCAGAAGAUUUGAACAAUGACCAAGAAGGCUAUGGGGCAGUCCCAGCAGCACAGAAACAGCAACAGAUACCAGGGCCAAUCAUUCGGUGGGAGAGGUUUCUCCCCGUCAGAUCACUGAAGGUCCUGCUUGUGGAGAAUGAUGAUUCCACCCGUCAAGUUGUCAGUGCCUUGCUCCGUAACUGUAAUUACGAAGUUACUGCUGUUGCAAAUGGGCUUCAAGCAUGGAAAAUCUUGGAAGAUCUUACAAAUCAUAUUGACCUUGUCUUGACUGAGGUAGUCAUGCCUUGUUUAUCUGGCAUUGGUCUUCUAAGCAAGAUCAUGAGCCACAAAACUUGCAAGAAUAUUCCCGUUAUUAUGAUGUCAUCAAAUGAUUCCAUGGGUAUAGUCUUUAAAUGUUUGUCAAAAGGUGCAGUUGACUUUUUGGUGAAGCCUAUUCGCAAGAAUGAGUUAAAAAACCUUUGGCAGCAUGUCUGGAGGAGAUGUCAAAGUUCUAGCGGCAGUGGCAGUGAAAGUGGCAUCCAAACCCAAAAAUCUGUUAAGUCAAAGAGUACUGAUGACUCAGACAAUAAUAGUGGCAGCAACGAUGAUGAAGACAAUGGGAGCAUUGGCUUGAAUAUUAGAGACGGAAGUGAUAAUGGUAGCGGAACUCAGAGUUCCUGGACAAAAUGUGCAGUGGAUGUGGACAGCCCCCAAUCUAUGUCUCCAUCAGAUGAGUUAUCUGAUCCACCUGAUAGUACCUGUGCUCAGGUCAUUCACCCAAAACCUGAAACAUUCUGUGAUGAUUGGGUGCCUAUGACUGCCGAUAGAGAGUGCAAAGGACAAAAGGAGUUUGCUGCAGAUGAUUUCAUGGGCAAAGACUUGGAGAUUGUAGUACCCAGGAAGCCAGAUACACAAUAUGAAUCAUAUCCAACUGGGCAGGUUUCUACCAAGUUAACAGGCACAAGUAUGGACAAAUUGCCUGAAAGUGACCCAAAAAAUGAGGGUAUAUUGGGACUUGAUAACAACAACAUGUCUGAUGAACCAAGCACUCAAGCUGCUGAUCCGAUUGGUGCAACCACCAAUAGCAUUGAUCCUCAACUGGUAACCAUAGCUAUGAAGGCACCUAAUGGCUUCUCCAAGAUCACUGAAGGCAAAGAUAUAACUUCUGAUGGCUCCAUGGAGUUACCAUCUCUUGAGUUGAGUUUGAAGAGGCUGAGAUCAACAGGACAGGAUGGAACUGCCACUCAUGAUGACCGCAAUGUUCUAAGACGUUCAGAUCUGUCAGCGUUCUCAAGGUACCAUACUUCUGCUACUUCUAAUCAAGCCCCUACCGGACAUGGAGGUAGCUGUUCUCCACUUGACAACAGCUCAGAGGCAGUGAAGACGGAGUCUACAAACAAUAUGAUAUCUAAUUCAAAUGCUGCUCCUCUAAAACGGGGCUCUGAUGGCAGUAGUAACAACAACGAUAUGGGCUCCACCACCAAUAAUGUCUUCACCAAAGCAGUUGCUUGCAAGGAAAAAGCAGCAUCCACAUCAGCAGUCAAGUGUAUCCAACCCUCUUCAGCCUUUCAUCCUGUGCAGUUUCGAGCAUCUACCCAGCAAGGUAUGCAACAGAAAGUUGACGAUUUGACAGCUGCAUCAAUUGGACAGCCAAGAGAGAUCCAACGUCAAGUCCAAGUGCACCAUCACCAUCACCACUAUCAUCACCAUCAUCAUAUCCACAGCAUGCAGCAGCAGCAGCUGCUGCAGCCACCAGACCAUGAUGACAUAUCUCUCAAGGAUAUGGCAACAGCUGCUCCACAAUGUGGAUCAUCUACUAUGUUCACAGGACCAGUGGAAGGUAAUGCUGCAAAUUUUAGCGUAAAUGGGAGCAAUUCAGGAAGCAAUCAUGGGAGCAAUGUGCAGAAUGGAAGUAGUACAGCUGUCAAUGCUGUAGGAAUGAAUAUGGAGAUUGCUAAUGGUAUUGCAGACAAGAGCACAGCUGGAGGUAGUGGUAGCGGGGUAGAUCAGAACCGUUUUGCAUGGAGAGAAGCUGCCCUGAAGAAAUUUAGGCAGAAAAGGAAAGAAAGAAACUUUGGAAAGAAGGUCCGUUACCAAAGCAGGAAGAGACUUGCAGAGCAGCGGCCACGCGUGCAUGGACAAUUUGUGCGGCAGUCUUUUGAAGAACAGGGAGGCCAGGAAGAAAACAGAUGACAUCAUUGACGCUGUCAUUUGGGUACAAAAUGUUGGCAAUUAGACAAUUGAAAUUUCUUGAUUUAGAGCAGCUCAUUGAUGGGUGGCGCGUAGGAUCCAGGUUGUGGGAACAUAAUAAUAGGAUUUGAUGUGUCCCAUAACUUCGAUGACUGCUACAUGGAUGUUUGUCACCCUUGAAAGGGUGGCUACCGUUGUACUGAAGAAAAGGGGGUAGCUAUCAGCUGUACUCGUACGGGCAUGUUGGCGGUACUGUUUUUAUGGUUUGCGUUGUUCAAGUCUGCAUGUUAUUGUUAUCCUGUUUCA
Molecule: messenger RNA, 3506 nt
Organism: Elaeis guineensis (African oil palm)
Lineage: Eukaryota; Viridiplantae; Streptophyta; Magnoliopsida; Arecales; Arecaceae
Source: RefSeq, a predicted model, not a curated record